CAGUCCCAAAUAUUAUGAGGUGUCUUCAGCUGUGAGUACCUCAGCAGACUGCUAUCACUUAACUUCUCAAGGCUGCGAUUAUGAAACGGAACAAUCUUUUUUUCUUCAGCGUGAUAAUCAACUUUGAUUUGUAUGCCAUGUACUUUUAUGUACGUAAAAGAAGUCCUUGCAGGAUCGCACGAGAUUAUAUAUCUAAAAGGAGAAAUUGAUAAGCACCAUGGCACCACUCCGGUACGCCUGCAGAGACUCCACUGCUGUUCAAGCCAUGCCACUCACUGGAGAUGCAAACCUGGGUCCCUUCUAUGGUGAGCCACACAAGUUUGAUUCUUCCUUCAGAGGUCCAGUCCACAGAAGAAGGUGCACAGAUUUCCUUUGCUGUUUGAUCUUCAUCAUUGCCAUUCUUUCAUAUGUCGCCAUUGGAAUAGUGGCCUGGUUUCAUGGUGACCCCAGGAAGGUACUCCAUCCGACAAACAGCUUUGGUGAGGUUUGUGGUCAGAAGGGAACAUCCAAUGAGAAGAGGCCCAUUCUCUUCUAUUUCAACAUCUUGAAAUGUGUCAACCCUUCUAUUUUAAUUAAUCUACAGUGUCCAACAGUUCAGAUCUGUGUAUCACAGUGCCCUGACAAAUUAGCAGCAUAUACUGAGAUGCAAAUGGACCACAAACUCGGCAACAGUUCCUGGCGAUAUUACAGACAGUUCUGCAAACAUGGCUUCAAUAACCCUGGCAAGCCCAUAUCACAGGUUCUACGAGAUGGGGAUUGUCCUUCUGUGAUUGUGCCAAGUAGACCAUUUCUUCAGAGAUGUCUACCAGAUGUCAUCACUCUGAAUGGGACUGCAACAGUGGCAAAUAACACAAACUUCAAAGAUGCUCUUGAAACAGCACAUGUCACUCUACUCCAAGAUGCGGCCAAAGAAAUAAGAGGACGAGUGGAUACUCGGGAGCUGGGAUUGAAGAUAGUGGAAGAUUAUGCUCUGUCAUGGCCAUGGAUUAUUGUAGGUCUGCUCGUAUCCUGGGUGUUUAGUGUCAUAUUUAUCGUGCUCCUGAGAUUCACAGCUGCUCUGAUAUUGUGGAUCGCCGUCAUUGCUGUCAUGCUACUCCUGGCAUAUGGGAUCUGUUACUGCUCUGUGGUGUUAACGACGCUGGGACACAGUCAAGGUUGUGAUUUAUCCAUUAUGGAAGUUGGGCUCCAGAGAGAUCUUAACAUCUAUCUACAGCUCCGAGAAACUUGGAUAAUUUUAUUGGCAUCUCUAGGAGGGACAGAGGUUUCCAUCUUGUUGAUAAUUGUCAUUAUGAGGAAGAAGAUCAGGUUGGCCAUUGACCUGCUCAGAGAGGCCAGCAAAGCCAUUGGUCACAUCAUGUCAACCCUCUUGUACCCAAUGGUAACAUUUUUUUUGCUUGCCAUUUGUCUUUCCUACUCGGCUGUUACUGCUCUUUACUUAGCAUCCUCAGGUGACACCAUCUAUAAAGUGAUGUCCCCCGAUCUGAGCUGUCCUUAUUUCAACAGCACUUGCAACCCUGAGACUUUCAACAGAAGCAAUAUUUCCAAAGAAACAUCCUGUCUGGGUUCUCAGUGCCUGUUUGCAUUCUAUGGCGGAGAGACGCCCUACCACUGUUAUAAGUUCCUGCUACAGAUUUCCAACUUGCUGAUAUUUCUCUGGCUGGUUAACUUCAUCUUGGCCCUGCAGCAAUGCACUCUUGCUGGAACAUUUUCAUGCUACUACUGGGCCAAGAGAAAGCCUGAGGAUCUAUCUCCCUGUCCGAUACUUUCAUCCUUCAAACGAGCAAUUAGGUAUCACACAGGGUCUUUGGCAUUUGGAGCUCUUAUUCUCUCGGCUGUCCAGAUUCUCCAGAUCAUACUGAAAUACCUGGAGAAGAAACUAAAAGGGAUUGACAACAGCCUCUCCAGGUUUAUACUGUGUUGCCUUACAUGCUGUUUCUGGUGUUUGGAAAAAUGUAUUCGCUACAUGAAUCAAAACGCUUACAUAAUGGUGGCAAUCUAUGGCAAGAACCUCUGUAAAUCAGGUCAACAGGCAUUCUUCCUUCUCAUGAGGAACACAGUCAGGGUAGCAAUUGUGGACAGAUUGAUUGAUUUUCUCUUGUUUUUUGGGAAAGUCAUGAUAUCAGGAGGAGUUGGUGUGUUAGCAUUACUCUUUUUUUCAGGGAAAAUCCCUCUUCUCCAAGAGCAAGUACCCUUUCUCAGCUACUGUGCGGUUCCUAUCAUGACAAUUUUGGUGGGUGCCUACUUUAUCGCUCACGGUUUCUUCAGUGUUUACGCCACGUGUGUUGACACAUUUGUCCUCUGCUUCUGCAUCCCUGAACAUGAUGUCAUGACACAAAAACCCCAGGAAACAUGAGCUCAUGUUGUUUUUACCUGAUGCAACUCCUUUUAUGGUCAAUGGAUGGACCAUCAUUUGUUUUACCGGCUGCAAGUCCUUUUAUGGUCACUGGAUGUGACGUCAAUGGUCAUGUGUCCCCAAGAUGUGACAUCACAUGCACUGGCAACAUGCCAAGUGAUUAUGUCAUAGGCAAUAAAUAAUUUUAAUGAGUACACAAUAGUACAGGUGAUUAAUGAUACUGGAUAUACACGGAGCAAGUGCCUGACAGGCUCCGAGUCUGGCGGCAACCUUGAGCUUGUGCUUCAAACCUGGGGUUGUGUUUUUGGGGUAGGGAAGGUGAGAUGGGGAAGGUAAAGAAAUACAUAUAUUUAAUUUAUCACAUCACUUGAGUUUUGUCCACACACAUGUUGAAGACUAUUCAUUGGAAUUUUAGAAAACAAACUCACACUUGCCAAAAUGCCACAUGUCAAACAAGUGUUGGAUUAUUGGGUAUUGGACCCACAACGUCUUGUUUAUGGAUUUUUGGCAAUCUGUCAUCAGUACUACAAGAUUAGCAAAAUCUUGCUCUUUCUCCAGAGCCCGCCGUAAUGCCUCAGCUUCCACGUGGUAACUGCCACCAACUUCAUUAUUCUGAGAAAAUUCAUCAUUUCAUUAUAAUAACCAUUGAGAAAAAAUUAUAGAAAGCUUACUAUUACCUGCACCACUUCAAUGUCAAGGAUUCCACGUUUCUGGAGUUCCAUCAAUGUAUAAGUGCCAUACUUGGUACAAUGCCCAUAUUACAAGUUUGAGUCUUACUGAUUGUAUGGGGUGGACAGGUGUCUUUCUGCAGCUAACGACCUCACACAGGUCCAUCUGAUUCAGGAUAAUACAUGGAGUGCAGUAGACCUGCACAGCCAGGGCUAGACUGGUAGGACCAUGACACUUAUUUUCUUCACUGUAAGUGUUGGGCAUUGCCUGAAAAAUAACUAAUAACCAAAACAAGAAAGAAUAGCAAUUAAACUUCUAAACAUAAAUUAACAUCAACAACGAAACAGCUAAUUAAAAGGCAAUUAAUUUUAUUUAUACAACAUAAGUUUAUGUUGCUGAGGAACAAUUUUUAUACUACAUGGUAAUAGUCAGUUCAAACAAGAGUGUGUUUAACUGCAUCAGUUAGGAAUGCACAACUUAUUACAUAAUGAAGCUAACAACCUGCAAAUAAACUGUUGAAACUUGUAACCAUAUCUGUUGUGUAAGAACAGAAUAACUAACGCUCUAAUAGGUUUAAAAAAGUAAACCAGCAGCUAACUUGUGACAAAUUUGUGGUGACACUGUAACAGUUUUAAAAUGUUAUAUCACACACGCAAUGACUUCUUCUUCUUUACCUUUCAGCUUGUCCCAUUAGGGGUCACCACAACAUGUCAUCUUUUUCCAUCUAAGUCUAUCUCGUGCGUCUUCCUCUCCAACACCCACAGUCUUCAUGUCCUCCUUCACAACAUCCACCAGCCUUUUCUUCCCAACAGCAAAAAAAAACAAAAAACAAAAGUUGGCUAAGAAUAAAAUAACAGUCACUUGCAAGGUUUUUCAUAAAAAAGUUAAUAAUUUUAUAAUGUAUAAAUAUAUGAUGAUUAGAUUAACAAGGUUACUUUUUUCAGUAAUCUGAUCAAACAAGUGUUUGAUUAAUUAUCACUUCGAUUAAGGCCUCUGUGUCUGAACUGUGUCCCAACAGUUCGUGACGGCAGGCAAAGUGAGGCCUGGGUGCCACAGCUGGAAUGUUGUGGUUCAAGACCAUCCUUUUUCUUUUUUUUAAAAUAAAUAAAAGAAAUAUAAGUACAUUAACUGUAACAGUGGAUGUCAGCAGGGUUCUACAAAAAAAAAGACUUUGACUUGCAAUAACUUGUGCUGAUUUGAGAACUUGAGUAGUCUGCUGACCAACCUUUUCACAUAUCUCAUAUCUGUUUAUAUUUUUUUAACAGUAAAUAUUGACAUUUAUAUGUGUUUUCAUACUGAUAGGGGAGUUAUUACUAUGUUAGUUAUCAUGAUAAAAGUAUAUCAUUACUACUAUAGUGGCUGUUAGGAUUGUUUUAUCAUGCGUUUGUUUCUGUUAGUCUUAGUCUGAAUUGUUCUCUUUGUGAGUUGCGUGUGUGUCUUGAAGUGUGACCCAGUGACACCUGGGAGGCGAUGCCCCCCUGCCGACCUCAAGCUGAUACUCCCGAACACUGGGAAGCGAUGUCUCCAUCCUAGCCUCAGCAUGUUUCCCUUCUGAUCUUAAGCAGAUACUCCUCGACAAUGGGAGGAGAUAACACACUUCUACCGCAGGAGGAUACCCCCAAAUGCCAUAAACAUGUCUUUAAACAAUGCCAUGCUUUUUCUCUUGAGGGUUUAUCAGGACACUCUUGCAGCCUUGAAGAAACAUUUACCUUAGUGUUUAUGUGCUGUUGGUGUAGCCAUCUGUGUCAGCAUUUUCACUGUGUAACCAUGUAACCCUUUGACCUUAGAAUGCAAUAAAAAAGAGAAGACAGGGACUACCACUUUGGCAGUCUGAGGAAGCGCACUCACAGUGUGUCCUCUGUCUCUCCCGUGCAUGAAAAGACAAUCUUGGUUGGUUUGAGUUCACGCUCUACAGUCCUCAGGCUUGUAUAAGCUAUUUUUCUUUUUUUUAACAUCUCGGACACAUACUGAUAUCAUUUGCCAAUGAAAUAACAAAACCGUAGAGGAUAUUAUUUCAAUAGUGACCAUAUCGCAACAUAAUGAAUU
This is a messenger RNA of Syngnathoides biaculeatus (alligator pipefish), 5068 nucleotides long. RefSeq names its product solute carrier family 44 member 5a (gene slc44a5a). The transcript is spliced from 23 exons. The coding region runs from base 218 to 2353 and encodes 711 amino acids. Gene Ontology annotation, biological process: transmembrane transport. Gene Ontology annotation, cellular component: membrane. The record is from RefSeq and is a predicted model, not a curated record. Gene Ontology annotation, molecular function: transmembrane transporter activity. Lineage: Eukaryota; Metazoa; Chordata; Actinopteri; Syngnathiformes; Syngnathidae.